CGUAGCAGGUUGUCUGUCAUGUCAGUAUGGCUGCCAUCAGGAGCGGGUUGACUCCGGGCUGCUUAACAAGAUGUUUCCUAAGACAGACAGGCAAACCAAGCCGAGGCGGCCAUCCUCUCUCAGACAUCUGGAACCACCAGUUAAUCCAGAGGUCACGUCUCCACACAGUGUUUGAGUGCCGCAGCCCUGCCACCAGGGCUCUGCUGGGCCGCAGACACCAUGACAAGUUCCUCUGGGUGAACGCUGUGGCCGUCAGACACAACAGCUCACAGAUCCCGCCUGAUGGUGGAUCCAUUGCAGCUCCAGUAAUAGAAACUUUAAACAGUCCUCCAGUCCUGGAGUCCGUCACACAGACAAUCACUGAACAGAUCCAUGCUGGGACGGUUUCCAGUGUGUUACCAGCAGCAGAGAGCUCUGCUCUUCCUCUCGUGUCUGCUGACCCCGCUCCUGUUUUAACACAGCCGGUCUUUGAGCAGGUGGCUGAUGCUGCACCGACUGCAGUGGAGGUCCUACAGGCCGUUGCUGGAGAGCCUCGUUUAGCAGAGCUUGGACUAGCUGGUCACACGCCAGUGGGGCUGAUCCAGAAUAUGUUAGAGUUCAUUCACAUGGAUCUGGGUUUGCCCUGGUGGGGAGCCAUUGUUGUGGCGACCGUGUUGGCUCGCUUGGCUGUGUUUCCCGUCAUAGUGAAGGGCCAGCGAGAGGCGGCGAAGCUGAACAACGUGCUGCCCGAGAUGACCAAACUGACCAACAGGAUGAAUGAGGCCAAGCAGAGCGGAAACAAAUUUGAAUUUUCCAAAGCGUACUCUGACCUGAACCUGUUCCAGAAGAAACAUGACGUGAAUCCUCUUCGUGGCUUCCUGAUUCCUUUGGUGCAGACACCUGUCUUCAUCUCCUUCUUCAUCGCCCUGAGAAAGAUGGCCUAUCUACCAGUGCCCAGCAUGCAGACAGGAGGCGCGCUGUGGUUUGCAGACCUGACGGCAUCAGAUCCUUUCUAUAUUCUGCCUUUGGCGGUCACUGGAACGAUGUUCUUCAUCCUGGAGCUGGGUGCAGAGUCUGGGAUUGACAACCCCAACCUGCGAGCCAUGAAGACAGUGUUCAGGAUCAUGCCUUUAGUCAUCUUCCCUCUCACCAUCAACUUCCCCACGGCAGUCUUUACCUACUGGCUGACCUCAAACUGCUUCUCCCUGUGUCAAGUGGCUCUGCUCAGACACCCCUUAAUCAGAAAAAAGUUGAAGAUCCCUGAAAGGAUCAAGCACCCGGCCUCCGCUCUGCCACAGAGCGACGGAUUGAUCGAAAGCAUGAAAAAGGGUUGGAAGAAUGCUCAGCUGGCCCACCAGCUGGAAGAGCGUGAGCGAAGAAUAAAAAAUCAUCUGGACCUCGCUGCCAAAGGUCCACUGAGACAGACUUUUACCCACAAUCCUCUUGAGCAGAAGCCUCCCAUUGCAGCAGCAUCAGCUAAAGACAAGUCUGCUGGAAGCAGGGCGAGACCAUGGAAGGACACUAUUGGAUAACUCCAACCAGCUGUCAGCGUCGCAGUAAUGAUGAAUUGUGUACAUAUUUAUGGAUAGAAGAGAGGUUGGGGGUAUGAAUAUGUGUUCUAAUAAAAAUGUAAACUGCCUCAA
Pelmatolapia mariae (spotted tilapia) is the source of this 1622-nucleotide messenger RNA. It is a transcript of the gene oxa1l, whose product is annotated as OXA1L mitochondrial inner membrane protein. The coding region runs from base 27 to 1511 and encodes 494 amino acids. Lineage: Eukaryota; Metazoa; Chordata; Actinopteri; Cichliformes; Cichlidae. The record is from RefSeq and is a predicted model, not a curated record. Gene Ontology annotation, molecular function: membrane insertase activity. Gene Ontology annotation, biological process: protein insertion into mitochondrial inner membrane from matrix. The transcript is spliced from 11 exons. Gene Ontology annotation, cellular component: mitochondrial inner membrane.